AUGUCAACAAAAAAGCAUUUAGUCAGCCUUAUACAUGUUUACGCCGCAGCCAGCAUAAAAGAAAGCAAUGCAGCAGCAGGCGAGGGCAAAAACAUCCGCGAAUUCCACAUCUUGUGCAGUUUAGUAGAGCUGUGCAAGAAAACACCUAUAAACCUACCUGGUUCUUCUCUGUUGGAUGACGACGUACGAGCAAUAGAGCUGGUAAACAUGAGCGGCAGUACAGACGAAUGGCAAAGCCAGUUUCCGACUACAGAUAAGGUCAGCGGGGAAAAAAGCAUAGACUGCGAAAAGCAACCAAAACAAAUCAGCUGCCAUGAAAAGUACGACAAGUGGCGUGCAACGCGAAAGGCCCUCGAGGCGGAACCUAACAAAGAAAUCAAACAGACACCGGCCAAGGGUAUACAGAACACAGCUUACGGACGCAGAAUUCAUAUCCAGAUAAAUGACAUAGCAAAAGAAGCUCAAGUCAUUUAUAACAACUACAAAGCUGAAACGGCGCCAGUGCUAAACGGCAUCAACGACAAACUGAGAAUUCAUUUCGGAGAUGCGCUUUAUGGCAAACAGGACAGGCCACUAGCCGGCGCCCCAGCAGACAAGUGGCAAGCGAGCGGCACACGCAAUAACGACUGCAAAGGCGCCAAGGCCGGAAUUUCGCCGCGCGGCGACCUCUUCUGCUUAUGCGCUCAAGACACCACCAUAGCAGAACACAUGUGCGGCGACACAGUAACAGCGGCAGGAAGCAACUGGCUACUCGCAACAGUGGCCCCACUCAUUGACGGCAUGGCUUCCAAGUGCGCAGGAAAAGCAAAACCAACAAUAACCGCAAGCUACAUCAGACAUGCGCUGGAAACAUUCGACUCAGCACUAAAGUCGCACACCCAGGGCACAAAAGAUGCAGUCGUACUGGGCACACCGCACAGCAGCGGUGUAUGCGGCGGCCAAGCAAGCGUAGCCUGCGUAGACUACACGGCCGCGGUCAUGCCCAAAGAACAAGGCAAACACAACGACAUAAAAUGGUAUAACGAAUUGACUGACGCAUCCAAGGCGCUUGACAAUUACGCGGCCGCCAUGGCAGAGGAGAAGGCGGCACAAACAAAGAUACAAAAACUUAAACAGGAGGCUAACCGCUUAUUCCAGACGCUAAAAGUACAAGAACCAGCAGCAAUUCCACCCAUUUCGCAACUACCACGAAUAGACCCCCUAGAGUUGAAGAAAAAAUGCGAGCAGUUCCACAACAAGUCAAAGGAAUGCACAGAAAAUGGUUGCAAAUGGAAAGGUACUGAUGAAACAACUGGCACAUGUGAUGUAGAUGAGACUAAAGUUACAUCUCAGACAAACGCAGCAGGGACAGGAGAAGCAUCAAACGAGGAAACAGCCACAUCUGGAUGCGCAAAACACAAAGAUAAAACUGAGUGCGAUGCUGACAAAAAAGACGACAAGCAAAAUUGUGCAUUUAGGAAGGGUAAAGAUGUUGAAGAUGACAAGGAUACAGAAAAGUGCCGCUCUUCUGGUUUUCUCGUCAAUAAUAAAUUGGUUCAGAGUAUAGCUGCUGUUUUUGUGAGUUUGGUACCAUCUUAA
Molecule: messenger RNA, 1578 nt
Organism: Trypanosoma brucei brucei TREU927
Lineage: Eukaryota; Euglenozoa; Kinetoplastea; Trypanosomatida; Trypanosomatidae
Gene: Tb927.8.130
Product: variant surface glycoprotein (VSG, atypical), putative
Exons: 1
Coding region: 1-1578 (525 amino acids)
Source: RefSeq, a predicted model, not a curated record